This is a messenger RNA of Microstroma glucosiphilum, 606 nucleotides long. RefSeq lists its product as hypothetical. The record is from RefSeq and is a predicted model, not a curated record. NCBI's taxonomy places the organism in Eukaryota, Fungi, Basidiomycota, Exobasidiomycetes, Microstromatales, Microstromataceae. Bases 1 to 606 code for a protein of 201 amino acids. The transcript has 2 exons.
AUGACCACCUACGGCAGCCCAUCGCAAGGUCCCUCCAAGGGCCAAGGGCUGCUCCGCAAUCUCAUCUGCCACCUCUCCUUCUCCCUCGAUGCCAUCUGCUUCAUCAUAGCAUUCUGGAUCGUCGAUCAGUGCACAUUUGGCACCGCUGAGAGGAGAGCAAGGCAGGAGGCCGACAAAGCUAAGAAGGAAGAAGAGAGGAGGAAAAGGGAGCAGGAUAAGGCGGGGUAUUUCGGAAAGUGGUGGAAGAGAGGAGAGGAAGAGAAACCCAUAUUAUCUGAAUCGCCCUCUUCCAACUAUCACGCCACUAGCGAGCCAGUCUUGAAGAUUCCCUCUGAUCUCGCCUCGGCGCAGACCCCUCCAGCACGCUCCUUCACAGCCGAUGCUGCUUCACCACGGCCUCAAUCACCCAGCUCGCCCACUACUCGCGAGCUUCAUCACUUUCAGAAGAAGAUUCUCAAAAAGCAGAUGGCAAGGUCAUUGAGCCUGGCUGUUGUGCUGCGCAGACUGUUCCUCACUUCGCUGAUGGUAUCGUCGCUGUUUCUUGGCUGCCUGCUGAUAGGGCUGGAUGUGAAGAAGCACAUGAAAGGAGCGGUAGGAUGGCAGUGA